UCAAUUUGUAAGCACAUGGUCUAAUAGAUGUGUACGUCGUAUGUACAUACUUCUUUGUUGAUUGUUAUUAUUCAAUUUAUUGGAUUUAAGUAAUAGUGUAUUUAUUUAUUUUUAAAUAAAUAGGUCACCAUGGAUGCACUACUAAGCGAUGCACGGUUUGCUCAUGUUGCGAAGGAUCCUAAAUUUAAAAGGAUUCCAAAAACAGAACGCAAAGUAAAGAUAGAUAAGAGAUUCCAAGGUAUGUUUAAGGAUAAAAAAUUUGCUGUUCGAUAUACCAUUGACAAAAGAGGCAGGCCUGGAAGCCAAACAUCAUCGGAAAAUCUGAGAAAGUAUUAUGACUUAUCCAGCAGUGAGGAGGAUGAAGAGGAAGAGGUAGAAAAUGAAAAAGAAAAAAUAAUUAAACAGAAACCUGUUACCAUUGAAAGUAAACAGAAAAUGAAGCAAGAGAAAUCAGGUAGAAAAAAGAAUAACGACAAACAACUAAAACAUAAGUCAAAAGAUAUGAACUAUGUAAAGAAUGAUUUGAGUGAUAAGGAUGAUGAUGAAAAUAGUGAUUCAUCAGAUAAUUGUUUUUCAAGCAAUGGAGAAUUACUUAGAAUUAAGCCACAAGAAUGUACUAAAGAUUUUGAAAAACGUACAGAGUCUAAAAAUGAAUCUGAGUCUGAGUCCAGCGAAGACAAUGCUUCAAAUAGAGAUAGUUUAAGAGCAGACUUGAAAGAGAGUAAGAAACAAUUGCAUAUUAAAAGAAAAAAUGAAUCUAACAAGCUUACAGAUAAAAUAAAAGAAAAAUUAAGAGAUUUAAGUAUAAAUUAUGCAAGAGGUGAAGGAGUUUUAGUGACAGACAGUUCUUCCGAUGAUGAUGAUAGUGAGGAAGUCUCAGAUGAAGAGAUUGAACAUAACUGGGGUGAAUUGGAUAAGGAAGCUGAUACAACAGAUGAAAUCACACAUAGAUUGGCAGUGUGUAAUAUGGAUUGGGAUAGAAUCCGUGCUAUAGAUUUAAUGGUUUUGUUUAAUUCAUUUUUACCAAGUGGUGGCAUCAUUCGUUCAGUUACUAUCUAUCCUUCAGAGUUUGGCUUGCAACGCAUGAAGGAAGAAGAAAUCACGGGCCCUAAAGAAUUAAUAGAAACGAGCAACAAGAAAGACUUUGAUGAUGAAAAUGAUGAUGAAGAAGGAUCAGCAUAUCACAUGGAAAAAUUGAGGCAAUACCAAUUAAAAAGAUUGAAAUAUUACUAUGCUGUUGUUAUUUUUGAUUCGCCUGAAACUGCAAAUAAAAUUUACACGGAGUGUGAUGGCACAGAAUACGAAUCUACUGCAACGAAGUUGGAUCUCAGAUUUAUACCAGAUGAUACAGAGUUUGAUCAGACUCCAAAAGAAGUUUGCAACGAGAUACCAGAGCUUUCUAAGUAUGAACCAAGACAGUUUACUACAACAGCUCUGCAGCAAGUUAAUGUGCAGCUAACAUGGGACGAGACAAAUCCAGAAAGGUUGGAGAUUGCACAGAGAUUGAAUUCUGGAAAAUUGAAUGACAUUAAAGAUAGGGAUCUACAUGCAUAUUUAGCUACUGAUUCAAGUAACGACGAAGCAGAAGAAGAUGUAGAAAAGAAGGAAGAGAACAAAGAGGAAUCCGAUGCGGAAACAAAUGUUGAUCCAAUUGAAAAGUAUAAAGCUCUGUUAAAAGAGAUUGAAGAAAAGGAAGAAGCAAAGCAAAACAAAGACGUUGAAUUAGAAUUCACGUGGGGUUUGGGAACGCAACAAAAGGCUGAAAAAUUGGUAGAAGAGAAAAUGAAGAAAAAUGAGAACUUAACACCAUUUGAGCAAUACUUGGAGAAACGUAAAGCCAAAAAGAAAGCUAAACAGGAAGAGCGAAAGAAACGCAAAGAUGGAAAUAAUAUUGCAUCCGCAAAUUUUGAAGAGUCUGAUUCGGAUGAUAGUAAAAGAGAUGAAGAAAUUACGACUAAAAAAUUCUCUGGAAAGAAGAAGGCAAAGAAAAAUGGUAAUACGUCUCUAUCUGAGGACGAUGACAACGAAGAAAAACGUAAAGCUGAAUUGGAACUUCUUUUAAUGGACGAACAUCAAAAUGACGGUAAACGACACUUCAAUAUGAAGAAAAUUGAAGAAAAUGCUACAAUGACGAAAUCGAAACAAAAACGAAUUAGUAAAAAGAAAAACGCACAGCAGAUAGAGGAAGAUAAUUUCGAAGUAAAUGUACGAGAUCCAAGGUUCAAUACAUUGUUUACAUCGCAUCACUAUAAUAUAGAUCCAGCAGAUCCACAUUAUAGGAAAAGUAAGGGUACCCAGGCUUUAAUUGAAGAGAAAUUGAAAAGAAGAGCAGAUAGCGACCCCAUACACGAACGUGAAAGCAAAUAUCAGAAGAUGAAGCCUAAUUCAGACUUGCAAAUAUUGAUUAACACCAUAAAAAGAAAUGCAAAAAAUAUUGCACGACCAAUAAAAUGAUUUUUCUUAAAACAAUGUUUUAAUGAAAGAAUUUUUAAACAUUUAUUACUGUUUAAAAGGUAUUCCACGAUACUGUAUGUAAAUAAAACUUGUAUAGAUGAAUAGAUCGAAUUGAUUAUCCAACUAUCAGUUACAAAUAUUG
Megalopta genalis is the source of this 2596-nucleotide messenger RNA. Its product is annotated as ESF1 homolog. NCBI's taxonomy places the organism in Eukaryota, Metazoa, Arthropoda, Insecta, Hymenoptera, Halictidae. The record is from RefSeq and is a predicted model, not a curated record. Gene Ontology annotation, molecular function: RNA binding. Gene Ontology annotation, cellular component: nucleus. Gene Ontology annotation, biological process: rRNA processing.